Molecule: messenger RNA, 1617 nt
Organism: Lotus japonicus
Lineage: Eukaryota; Viridiplantae; Streptophyta; Magnoliopsida; Fabales; Fabaceae
Product: SKP1-interacting partner 15
Exons: 1
Coding region: 150-1274 (374 amino acids)
Molecular function (GO): protein binding
Source: RefSeq, a predicted model, not a curated record
AGAGAAGUCAAGAAGGAGAAGAAAACUGUUCAAAAAAAAGGAGAAGAAAGUUCAAAAUUCGACAACUUUGAUAAGUUGAAAAAGCAGCACACCGAGAGGCAACACACCUCUGAUCUUUAUACCUCUAACCUCCACUAGCCGCCGCCACAAUGGAGGAUGAACCACCGAUCUACCAUCUCCCACACGACACACUCCACCAGAUCUUCUCCUCCCUCCCCCUCCGUCAGAUCAUCAUCUGCCGCUCCCUCUCCAAAUUCUUCCACCACCUCCUCACCACACCCCCCUUCCUCCACCUCCUCUCCACCACCCUCCCUCCCCUCAACCUCCUCGCCCUCCGCCACAACCACCACCACCAGUCCCCCCUCCACCUCUUCGACCCCGACCUCGACCACUGGCUCCGCUUCCCCCUCGACUUCCUCCCCUUCCGCUCACCCCUCCCCGUCGCCUCCUCCCGCGGCCUCCUCUACCUCUGGGCCGAGCCAAUUGACCCCUUUCAGCCCCUUAACUCCUCAACCCCCACCAAAUCUCUCCUCGCCUGCAACCCCAUAACCCGUCAAUUCCGCGUCCUCCCCCACCUCGGCUCCGCCUGGUGCCGCCACGGCUGCGUCCUCGUCGACUCGGCCCACCGUGUCAUGGUCCUCACCGAACUCGCCGCACUCUACUACUCCGCCGUCAGCGACACCGACAACAGUAACAACCGCUGGAUGAAAUUCUCCUCAAAUCUCCCCUCCAAACCGCGGAGCCCCGUCCUGGUAGGUGACUCCGCCUUCGCGCUCUGCGAAGUCGGCUCGCCGUGGCGGAGCCAGUGGAAGCUUUUCACCUGCCGCGUUGCGCCGGCGCUGGCGAAGAAGUCCUGGUCGCGGCUGGAGCGGAACGAGUGGGGCGACGUCUUUGACAUCCUGAAACGGCCGCGGUUGGUCCGCGGCGCCGGCGACCGGGUCCUGAUGGUCGGUGGGUUGAAGUCGUCGUUCUCUCUGAACGCGCCGUGCUCGACGAUCCUUAUUCUGAGGCUCGAUCUUGGCACGCUUGAGUGGGAUAAGGCUGGGAGGAUGCCGCCGGAGAUGUUCCGGUGCUUCCAGGAGGCCGGGAAGUUCAAGGUCUUCGGCGCCGGCGAUAGGGUUUGCUUCUCUGCCAAGAGGAUCGGCAAGCUGGCGCUCUGGGACCGCAACGCUGACCAGGGGGCUGAGUGGCGGUGGAUCGAUAACGUGCCCGGAAAUGGCGACGGGCUCUACCGGGGAUUCGUCUUCGAAGGGAGGCUUGAUGCUUUGCCUUGAGGGUUCAUAAUUGGACACCGGCAACGGUAUGUUAUUAAUGGAGCAAUUUUAUCUAGUAUGAAGAAAUUGCUAUGAAGGGGAGUAUGAAAAGUGAGAAUACAGAACUGGGUUUCAUGUCAAAAUUGAAAAUUGUUUUUAAAGAUAACUGUAUCUCACUUUUAUUGGCUCAAUCAAUCAUAUUGAUUCAUACAAUUUGUAUGAAAAUUCUUCGUAUUGAUGACCAUGUUCUGAAUUAAUGUUGCUUUUUUUUUUGUCUGUAUGAACAGAUAGCAGAAUUCUGAACUAUGUUGUGAUUGUAUGGUGUCAUUAGUUUUUGAAUGCAGUUUAAAAGUGUGCACAUAAA